AGCCAUAGUGACGUCAGUAUUCCGUAACGCCGGGUCCUGAGUUUGGCGGUAGUUUUCAGUGUUUUCUAAGCCGGCACCUACUGGGGAGGAUUUUUGUCUUGUGUUUUCUUCCAAAAGCUGUUUUUGGUCAUCAUUCUUUGAAGAUGGAAGUUGAUGAUGAUUUGGAGCUCCUGACCUCUCUAUUGGAAGAGAAUGUGGCAGCUGGUGGGAGAUGCUUCCUUGAUGAGGCUGAUGAAGAAGCUAUGGGAAAUGGAGCAUCUGAUGAUUUAGAUGACCUCUUUGAUGCAGAUGCUGAUGAUGAAGAUGAGGAGCUGUUCAUGCAAGAAGACAAUGAUGAAACUGAAGAGAAAAAUGCUGGGCAGAGGAAAGAUGGCAGUUUACUCUUUGGAGAUGGCGAAGAUUUGGAACUGGAGGAAACCACAUCCAAGAAAACAGGAGUAAGCAGGAAUGUGUCAGAAUCUUCAUCCUCUUCAGGGAUAAAAAGCAAAGAGGAGUUGGCAGAAGAACUAAUGCAAAUGCAGGCACAAAUGAAAAAGCUACAGGAACAACUGGAGAUGGCUGUAACAGCACAGCUAGCUGCGAAGAGUCCAAUUCAGAAGUCCCCAACUAGUAGAAAACAGGACUUGGCAGGAAAGUGCAAGAUCAGUUCUUUAAAGGAAAAUACAACAAAAGGUCAUGUAGAAUCUACUAGUGUUUCAUCUUCCAUGAGAAGCCCCAGUCAGAGCCAAACCAAGGCAAAGCAACAAACAGUACAGGAUGCAAGUUCUUCAGCAUCAGGAAAGUGCAAGAUCAGUUCUUUAAAGGAAAAUACAACAAAAGGUCAUGUAGAAUCUACUAGUGUUUCAUCUUCCAUGAGAAGCCUCAGUCAGAGCCAAACCAUGGCAAAGCUACAAACAGUACAGGAUGCAAGUUCUUCAGCAUCAGAAAACAGAAGUCCUCCCCAGCGGGUGUCACCAUCAAACUUAACAUCACAGCUCCAGAAGUCCAGCAGCAGACCCAGUACAUCAGCCACAACAGACUCCUCUGGCAUGUCAAGCAGCAAAUCUCCAGGUCAAAAUGUUUCUGUAGAGAAGUACUCUGGACUGAGGCUGAGGAGACCACGGGUAUCGUCUUUAGAAAUGGACAGGAAGAUGACGGGAAGGAAGCUUAUUCGACUUUCCCAGCUCCCGAGCAGACUUUCUUGUGAAAAACUGGAAGACAUUGACUGGGUUACAUUUGGAGUCAUUAUAAAGAAAAUAACUCCUCAGAGCUCCAACAAUGGUAAAACUUUCAGCAUUUGGCGCCUGAAUGAUCUGCGUAAUCUUGAAAUAUGUGUAUCGUUAUUUCUGUUUGGAGAUGUCCACAAGGAACAUUGGAAGACUGACCAGGGUACAGUCAUUGGAUUACUUAAUGCAAACUCAAUGAAAUCCAAAGAGGGCUCUGAUGAGAUUUGUCUGUCUGUGGAUCACCCUCAGAAAGUACUACUCAUGGGGGAAGCCUUGGACAUGGGGUGCUGUAAAGCCCGGAAGAAGAAUGGAGACCCCUGCACGCAAAUAGUAAAUCUGAAUGACUGUGAAUACUGUCAGUAUCAUGUAAAAGCACAAUAUAAAAAGCUCAGUUCCAAGCGAGCAGAUUUGCAGUCAAGCUUUUCUGGAAGAGCACCAGCUAGAGGUAGAGGAAGAGGAACUGGUCUUAAAGAAAAGCUCUGUCGAGAAGGAUUUUAUUAUGGAGGGGUCUCAUCUGCUUCCUACGCUGCCUCAUUGACAGCAGCUGUUCCAAAGAAGCCUACUCAAACAAAACUGGGUAACCUGUUUGUGCGAGGAGCAGAUGCCAUCCUUAAAGAAACAAAACAAAAAAUAGCAAUGGCAAGGAAUGACGUUACAGGAUGUUCAGAUGAAUUUAAGGAUUUGAUGAGCAUGCCAACUCCUGGUGCACUGAAUCUGAAGAAACAUCUAAAUAAACCAACUUCACAAGUAACUGUUGGAAAGCAAAGCUUCCAGUCACUGUCUGCUUCAGAGCUACUAAAAAUGCAAAAGCAGCAAAUGCUUGAUGUAAGGAAGAAGAGAGCCGAAGCCACAGAGAAAAGGUUUUUGGAGACUACAAGCACAUUAGCCAGCCAGCCUUCAUUGCCUGCUCAGCAGCCCUCUUUUUCAUCUCCAAGGCAUGCUGCUGAAUUUCCUAAAGGCCAGAAGACAGUGCCAACACCCCAAACUCCCAGACUUGGUUCUGGCUUCUCUGAAGGAGAAGACAUUUUGUUUUUUGACGCAUCUCCAUCUCCUGCAUCAAAACCAAGUAGUUCUGCUGGAGUUAAUCGGCUAGCAGCAAUAAACAAACUGCAUACAAAGGGUGUAGUCAUAACCAAAGAAGACCCCAACAGUGUAAAGCGAAAGCAGGUGGACUUGGAUGUUGUUAAAGUGAUGGACAGAGUAGAAAAGACUUUUUCUUCACCAGAAGUGAAAGAAGAAAUUGAACCAGCCAUGAAGAAACGGAAAGAACAGUUAGCAUACCUGGAAUCCGAAGAGUUUCAUAGGAUUUUGAGUGCAAAGUCAAAGCACACUGGAGCACUUCAAGAGGCUGAAGCAGAACUCAUGGAACAGUAUUUUGAACCUUUGUUGAAGAAAGAGCAAUUAGAAGAGAAAAUGAGAAGCAUACGAGAACUCAAAUGCCGGGUGGUCACAUGCAAAACAUGCAGAUAUACUUUCUUCAAGCCACUGGAAACUUGUGUCAGUGAGAACCACGAGUACCACUGGCAUGAUGCUGUAAAGCGAUUCUUCAAAUGUCCUUGUGGAGCCAGAGCUAUAUCCCUUGACAGACUUCCCAAGAAGAACUGCAGUAACUGUGGACUCUACAAAUGGGAGAGAGAUGGCAUGCUAAAGGAGAAAUCUGGCCCAAAGAUUGGAGGAGAGUUGCUGUUAACAAGAGGCGAGGAGCAGCCUAAAUUCCUAAAUAGCAUGAAGUAGCAGCACUUGUUUCUGCUUGAAAAUCUACUUCACCUGAGAAAACUUGAAAAGACUUGAACAUUUAGUGAGAAAUGCAAAUGUAUGUAGCAGUUGCAAUUUAUUGAAAAAUUUGAAAAUAUUCAGAAACUUGGUCCCAUCUGUUGAUGCAGUUUUAGUCUCUUGUUUUGGUGCUAAGUGCUGCAGAUGCUUAAGCAAACAUGUCCAUGUGCUAGCAUACCUUUCUGCUUUUCUUUAUUGUAUAUGUAUAUGUGAAUUUCCAGGAUACAGAAUGGUGUUGAGCUUUUGGAAACCAUAAGUCACGCCAUUGUCAACAAUCAGUGUAAUGUUACAAUGGAUUUUGCAGUACCAUUUGUUCAGAACCUUACAGAAAGAGAAAGAGAGAGAAGGCAAGCAACUUUUGCAAGUCUUAGAUGACCUAUGAUACUGGAAACAUAACUCUGUGGAUUGAAGUAUGGGCAAGGCAUCGAGAGCAUUUAUAGCAAAAUUGUUUGCAUUAGUGCAGCUGACUGCUUGCUGUUUUUGCUUUUUGGUUUGGUACAUGAAGUAUAUUUCCUCCAGCAAGCUCAAGUAGCUCCUGCUGUAGACACCUCCGAAGAAUAUCUUGAAACACUGAUCAGUAACUUGAAAUACCAUGACAGAGGUGUAAACAGGUCCACAGAAACUGCACAAGAAUAAACAUCUAAUCUUUGUAGCCA
Molecule: messenger RNA, 3634 nt
Organism: Protopterus annectens (West African lungfish)
Lineage: Eukaryota; Metazoa; Chordata; Ceratodontiformes; Protopteridae
Gene: MCM10
Product: minichromosome maintenance 10 replication initiation factor
Exons: 21
Coding region: 144-2939 (931 amino acids)
Biological process (GO): DNA replication initiation; DNA replication
Cellular component (GO): replication fork protection complex; nucleus
Molecular function (GO): single-stranded DNA binding; DNA replication origin binding
Source: RefSeq, a predicted model, not a curated record